AUGGGAAAUAAUUGUACCUGUUGGAAACAUGACCCAAUAAAUUAAAUUGAGGUUAGGGGGAUUUAAAAACCAAGAUGGCAGAGUUUGGAACUGUUAAAGAGUUAGGAACGAAAGAUCAUAAGGAUGUAGUCCUGGAUCCGUGGCUGGUAAGCUCGUUAAAGGGUUUGGAAAAUGCAAUUACAAAAAUACAACGAUAGUGUUAAUGAAUAGUUAAGAACGUAGCCUCUGUUUUUUAGGUAGGUAUUCCACAAGUGUGAUUAAUGUGGGUUAGAGGCAGCUACCUCCAUUUGAAUUUGGAAUUGACGAUAUAAAUGAUUAACUAGUUCAUUAGAAAGUUCUGAAGGCACCGAGCAAGUUGGAAAAUGGGGCAAUGUAUUUUGGGGAAUGGAUAAAUGAUCUAAGACAUGGCAAAGGCAUUCUGAUAUGCGAGGUACAUUAAGCAAAAUAUAUUCAAAGGAUGGAUCAAAAUAUGAGGGUUACUUUUAUUAGGGCAAUGCACAUGGAAGAGGGAGAUUGAUACAUUCAAAUGGAGAGGUAUACGAAGGGUAAUGGGAGAACGACGAAGCACAUGGAUUGGGCACAUACAUUCAUGAAGAUGGAGCCACUUAUACUGGUUAAUGGGAACACGAUUUGCAGCAUGGCAAAGGAAGUGAAAAAUGGCCAGAUGGAAGGUAUGAUGAUAUGUAUAAAGUAGUUAUUUUGAAGGGUUCUAUAAGCAUGGGAAGAAGGAAGGCUUGGGCAAAUUUGUGUGGAUUGACGGAGCUAUCUACGAGGGGGAGUUUAGAGGUAAUAAUAUAGAUGGAUAUGGGAAAUACACUUGGCCAGAUAGCAAAUAUUAUCAAGGGUAUUGGAAAAACAAUAAGAAGUACAUGAUAGAAAUAUUAGAGUAGAAAUGGGAAGGGAAAGUAUGUAUGGCCAGAUGGAAAAGUAUAUGAAGGAGAUUUUGUGAAUGAUCAAAAGCAGGGAUAGGGCAUUUUGAAGUUUCCAGAUGGCAGAGUAUAUGAAGGAGAGUGGUAGAAUGACAAACAACAUGGGAAGGCCUAACUAAGAUUACCAAACGGUAAGAUAUCGAAUGGAGAAUGGAAAAAUGGAAUUCGUAUCAAUUGA
Paramecium octaurelia is the source of this 1107-nucleotide messenger RNA. NCBI's taxonomy places the organism in Eukaryota, Ciliophora, Oligohymenophorea, Peniculida, Parameciidae. The record is from the annotation of a GenBank genome assembly.